UGCGUUGGCUAUCAGUUAUACAAAGGCUAUCAGUGAGUGCAAAAGCAUUGUGAAGUGAAUUAUUCACAAAAAAAAGCGUUUGAUCAGAAAAAAACAUUUCUCUAUACAAAGUGAAAAGUUUAUCUGAAUUGAAAGCUAUUUAUUGUAGAAUCUUUUACUGAACCGGUGAAUCGUCAAUCGUCUGUGAAGAAAGUUUGAAAAAAAUCCGCCAAGAUGCCAGAAGCCGCCGGAGAGGUCGAAACCUUCGCGUUCCAGGCUGAGAUCGCUCAGCUGAUGUCGCUGAUCAUCAACACGUUCUACUCGAAUAAGGAAAUCUUCUUGCGAGAGCUGAUCUCCAACUCUUCCGAUGCCCUGGACAAAAUUCGUUAUGAAUCGUUGACGGAUCCCUCAAAAUUGGACAGUGGCAAGGAAUUGUACAUCAAGAUCAUUCCAAAUAAAGAAGCCGGCACUCUGACCAUCAUUGAUACUGGUAUCGGAAUGACCAAAACCGAUUUGGUGAACAAUUUGGGUACAAUUGCCAAGUCCGGAACUAAGGCAUUCAUGGAAGCAUUGCAGGCUGGAGCUGACAUCAGUAUGAUCGGUCAGUUUGGUGUGGGUUUCUAUUCGGCUUAUCUGAUCGCUGAUCGGGUUGUUGUGACUUCCAAGAGUAACGACGACGAACAGCACGUGUGGGAAUCAUCCGCUGGAGGUUCGUUCACUAUUCGUACUGACAACGGCGAACCGCUAGGUCGUGGAACCAAGAUCGUGUUGCACAUCAAGGAAGAUCAGUUGGAAUAUCUGGAAGAGAGCAAAAUCAAAUCCAUCGUCAACAAACAUUCUCAAUUCAUCGGCUAUCCGAUCAAGCUGCUGGUAGAGAAGGAACGCGAGAAGGAAGUCAGCGACGAUGAAGCCGAGGAGGAAAAAGAGGAUAAGAAGGACGAAGAUAAGAAAGAUGACGAGCCAAAGAUUGAGGAUGUUGAGGACGAUGAAGAUAAGAAAGACAAAAAGAAGAAGACCGUCAAGGUUAAGUACACAGAAGACGAGGAACUCAACAAAACCAAGCCGAUUUGGACUCGUAAUGCGGAUGAUAUCUCGCAGGAAGAAUACGGUGAGUUCUACAAAUCGCUCACCAACGACUGGGAGGAUCAUUUGGCAGUGAAGCACUUCUCCGUGGAAGGUCAGCUAGAUUUCCGUGCACUUUUGUUUGUGCCCCGUCGAAUGCCGUUUGAUCUAUUCGAGAACAAGAAGAAGAAGAACAAUAUCAAACUGUACGUCCGACGUGUCUUCAUCAUGGACAACUGCGAAGAAUUGAUCCCAGACUACCUGAAUUUCAUCAAGGGUGUGGUCGAUUCGGAAGAUCUUCCGCUGAACAUCUCACGUGAAAUGUUGCAGCAGAACAAAAUCUUGAAGGUCAUCCGCAAGAACCUGGUGAAAAAAUGUAUGGAACUGUUCGAGGAACUUUCGGAAGACAAGGAGUCCUACAAGAAAUUCUACGAUCAGUUCAGCAAGAAUUUGAAAUUGGGUGUUCACGAAGAUAGCCAGAAUCGUCAGAAGUUGGCCGAUCUUUUACGCUUCAAUACGUCCGCAUCUGGUGACGAGUACUGUUCAUUGGCCGAUUAUGUUGGCCGCAUGAAGGAAAACCAGAAACACAUUUACUUCAUUACCGGUGAAAGUAUCGAACAAGUUAAGAACUCCGCAUUCGUCGAACGAGUUAAGAAACGUGGAUUCGAAGUCAUCUACAUGACGGAAGCCAUCGAUGAAUACGUUAUUCAGCAGUUGAAGGAAUACCAAGGCAAGCAGUUGGUUUGCGUAACCAAGGAAGGCCUGGAGCUGCCAGAAGACGAAGCCGAGAAAAAGAAGCGAGAAGAAGAUAAGGCUAAAUUCGAGAACCUUUGCAAGGUUAUGAAAUCAGUGCUGGACAGCAAGGUCGAGAAGGUUGUCGUUUCGAAUCGGCUGGUUGAUUCGCCAUGUUGUAUUGUCACCUCGCAGUAUGGUUGGUCGGCCAAUAUGGAACGUAUCAUGAAAGCUCAAGCUCUUCGGGACUCGUCCGCAAUGGGUUACAUGGCUGGUAAGAAGCAUUUGGAGAUCAAUCCAGACCAUUCUAUUGUGGAAACCCUGCGACAACGGGCAGAAGCUGAUAAAAAUGACAAAGCCGUUAAGGAUCUGGUCAUCCUGCUAUUUGAGACUGCUCUGCUUUCUUCUGGUUUCUCGCUGGACGAGCCUGGAGUUCAUGCUUCUCGCAUUUACCGCAUGAUCAAGUUAGGCUUGGGCAUCGAUGAGGACGAUACGAUGAGCACCGAAGAAACUGCUCCAGCUGCUGGCGGCGAUGCUCCUCCGCUAGUUGACGACUCCGAAGAUGCUUCACACAUGGAGGAAGUGGACUAGACUGCUUACUAACCGACGGAACUUAAACCUGAGUAUGAUUCAAAGUACAGAAUAAUACUUUUCCCAUUCAGUUUGUGUGAAAGAUGUGAUUGGUUCUUUAGUUAGGUCUCCUAACCGCGUGCUAAGGUUUUAUUAUGUUUGUUCCGCGUUAUAGCGGCUGCAAAGAUGAUGUGUACAUUCUUGUCAUUUAAUUUUACUAUUGUUACUUAGCAAAUUAAAGGCUUAGGUAUUAUCGCCUGGAAAAAUCAUCUUGAACUGAUUACAUUUAAAUUAAAUUUGUCAUACGUUCCGGUAAAAGAGUCAAAUAAACUAAGUUUAUAAAUA
Malaya genurostris is the source of this 2688-nucleotide messenger RNA. Its product is annotated as heat shock protein 83. The transcript is spliced from 2 exons. Gene Ontology annotation, biological process: protein folding; cellular response to heat; protein stabilization. Bases 214 to 2364 code for a protein of 716 amino acids. Gene Ontology annotation, molecular function: ATP-dependent protein folding chaperone; ATP hydrolysis activity; disordered domain specific binding. Lineage: Eukaryota; Metazoa; Arthropoda; Insecta; Diptera; Culicidae. The record is from RefSeq and is a predicted model, not a curated record. Gene Ontology annotation, cellular component: perinuclear region of cytoplasm; plasma membrane; cytosol.